AUGAGCGGGGGAAGAGCGAACGAGCGCGAAUCUGUAUUCGCGCCGAAGAAGCAGAUAGCCAUCGGAAUAGGCAAGGGCGACCGAUUAUGCAGGAAUGUGUGGGAUGAAUCAUUUAUGCACUGCGAUCUACUCGGCAGUACGUUCGGAGCCUUGCAAUGCACUUGGACUUGUACAUUCUAUGUUACAUAUGGAAAUAGAAGAGUGAUAAGUUCUCAUAAUAUAAAUACCAGUAACAUUAUGACAGAACAGUUAAAAGAACAUGAGAGUUGGCGCCCCUUUUCUUAA
This is a messenger RNA of Leptosia nina, 285 nucleotides long. Lineage: Eukaryota; Metazoa; Arthropoda; Insecta; Lepidoptera; Pieridae. The record is from the annotation of a GenBank genome assembly.